AUGAGGCGAUUUAAUCCUGCUUGGUUUGAUCAGUAUAAGAACUGGUUAGAAUAUAGUGUUAAGAAAGACGCUGCAUAUUGUCUAUGUUGUUACUUGUUUAGAGAUAUUAAUGGAAAAGGUGGAAAAACUGAUGCAUGGAUUAACGAAGGUUUUUCUAGCUGGAAUAAGUUCAGUAGGCUUGCAGAACAUGUGGGACAGGUUAAUAGCUUUCAUAAUAAUGCAGUUAUGAAAUGUGAAAACUUGAUGAGACAAGGUCUUCCUUUCCGUGGUCAUAAUGAGUCUGAAACAUCUGCUAAUAAAGGAAACUUUAUGGAGCUUCUGGAAUACACUGCUGAACAAAAUGAAGCUGUGAAGGUAGUCAAAUCUAUUAUUGAAGAAAUUGAUCAUGACGUUUUUGGUUUGCUGGUUGAUGAAUCUGCUGACGUUUCUGAUAAGGAACAAAUGGCAGUAGUAUUUCGGUUUGUUGAUAAAAGUGGGAUUGUCAAAGAAAGAUUCAUUAGCAUUAUACAUGUGGCUGAGACAUCUUCAGCAUAUCUGAAAUCUGCUAUUGAUUCUUUGUUUGCUAAGCUUGGGUUAAGCAUAAAAAAGUUGAGAGGACAAGGUUACGAUGGCGCAAUUGGAGCUUCAUGUAAGAGAAAAUAUCAGAUUCGAGAAGAUCACAGAAAAAUGAUUGAAGAAGAUAUUCUUGAUGGUAAAAUCAAUACAGGAAAAGGGUUGAAUCAAGAAGUUUCUAUUCAGAGACCAGGACAGACACGUUGGGGUUCUCACUACAGAACUUUGUUGCGUUUGAUUGAGUUAUUUUCUCCCAUCAUUAAUCUUCAAGAAUUUAAUGAUCGCUUUACUGAGGCAAACACCGAGUUGCUUACUUGUGUUGCUUGUUUAUCUCCUAUUGGUUCAUUUUCUGAGUUUGACCAUUCGAAGCUGAUGAAUUUAGCCAAGUUCUAUCCUGACGACUUUAGUCCUACAGAGCGCAUAACUCUUGAGCAGCAGUUGUCUAUAUACAUCGACAAUGUUCGACAUGAUGAUAGAUUUAGUCAUUUGAAGAGUCUAGGAGACCUUGCUCGUAUGUUGGUGGAUACACGGAAACAUCAAUCACUUCCUUUGGUUUAUAGGCUUUUGAAGUUAGCUUUGAUUUUGCCAGUCGCAACUGCAACUGUUGAAAGAUGUUUUUCAGCAAUGAAGAUUGUGAAGACAGAUCGACGAAAUCGGAUUGACGAUGAGUUUCUUAAUGAUUGUUUAGUUUGUUAUAUUGAGAAAGAUGUAUUUGAGACUGUUACUAAUGAAACAGCGAUGAAGAAAUUUCAAGAUAUGAAAGAUCGUAUGAUGCUUUUGUAG
Molecule: messenger RNA, 1335 nt
Organism: Raphanus sativus (radish)
Lineage: Eukaryota; Viridiplantae; Streptophyta; Magnoliopsida; Brassicales; Brassicaceae
Exons: 5
Coding region: 1-1335 (444 amino acids)
Molecular function (GO): protein dimerization activity
Source: RefSeq, a predicted model, not a curated record